Messenger RNA from Dendronephthya gigantea, 903 nucleotides. RefSeq lists its product as uncharacterized. NCBI's taxonomy places the organism in Eukaryota, Metazoa, Cnidaria, Anthozoa, Malacalcyonacea, Nephtheidae. Bases 1 to 903 code for a protein of 300 amino acids. The transcript is spliced from 5 exons. Gene Ontology annotation, cellular component: extracellular region. The record is from RefSeq and is a predicted model, not a curated record.
AUGGAGCACAGGGAAUCUACUACCGUUGGUUCUAAUAUAUAUCAGACGUCUCUACAUGAAGACAUUGAUCUCGGAUGUUUGAAAGCGGUCGUGUUUUGGUAUAAUGAAAUAAAAGAUUAUGAUUUUAAUAAGUCGGUUUAUUCAGAAGGAACAGGUCACUUCACGGCGAUGGUGUGGAGUGCGACUGAAGCAUUUGCGAUGGGCGAAGAAGGACAAGCUGACGGGAAUUUUUUUGUCGUAGCGGAGUAUUACCCGCGAGGAAACAUGGAUGGAGGAUUUGCAGAUAAUGUAAAAGAACUGAGAAAGGUUCCGUCGUCCUGCAUUGACGUAGUUGCGAAUGAGGAGAGUUACAAAUUGUUGAUGGGUGAACUAAAAGUCGACAACAUUCAGAACAACAAGUUUGUUUAUGAAAGUAACAAAACUUGUGUGGUUCCAAGUAGAGCUACGAAACAGAAAGCGGAGACCUCUCCAAAUCCUGGACAGAGCAAACAGCCUUCGACGGACCAGCAAGGAAAAAAGCCUGGUCCACAAAGGGGUGCGAAUGGUCCACAAGGGGGCGCGAAUAGUCCACAAGGGGGUGCGAAUGGUCCACAAGGGGGCGCGAAUUCUCAACAAGCAGGAAAGGAAACGGGAACGGCUGGGAACCUGACGCCCUUGGCUAAAACUCCACAACAGAUAGUCAUCGUGCCUAUCAGCGAACCCAUGGCGGCGGCGCAUACGAACCCCCAGGUAGUACUAGCGGCACCGGAAAGUCCCCCUAAAACUGUUCCCAAGGUAAUAGUUGUUCCUGAUAUUAAUCCUCAACUUCCAGCACAAAAAAUAUCUGUUGCACCUGGCGGAAGCAGCGGGGUGUUUCCAACUGUUACCCGAUUAACUUGCUUACCUUUAUUCUUGCUGGCAUAG